CCUCGUUCUUCUCCAUCUCCGAAAAUUUCUCUUUUCUCUCUCUCUCUCUCUCUUCCGGCAUUUGAGAUCAACUUCUAGCUAGAUUCAGAUCUGAGAGUCUCUUCGGCAAGACGAAAUCGAUCGAUCAAUAAUGGCGGUCGUCUCACCUUUGGCUAAGUACAAACUCGUCUUCCUCGGCGAUCAGUCUGUCGGCAAAACCAGCAUCAUCACUCGCUUUAUGUAUGAUAAAUUUGAUACAACCUAUCAGGCAACAAUUGGCAUUGACUUUUUGUCAAAAACGAUGUAUCUCGAAGAUCGUACUGUUCGAUUGCAACUCUGGGAUACUGCUGGACAAGAACGAUUUAGGAGUCUCAUUCCAAGCUACAUAAGAGAUUCGUCUGUUGCUGUAAUUGUCUAUGAUGUCGCUAAUAGACAGUCAUUCUUGAACACUUCCAAAUGGGUUGAGGAAGUUCGCACAGAACGGGGUAGUGACGUCAUAAUUGUUCUUGUUGGGAACAAAACUGAUCUGGUUGAUAAACGGCAAGUGUCAAUCGAAGAAGGAGAUUCUAAGGCUCGUGAAUCUGGGGUGAUGUUCAUCGAAACCAGUGCGAAAGCGGGCUUUAACAUAAAGCCAUUGUUUAGAAAGAUUGCUGGGGCAUUACCAGGGAUGGAAGCCUUGUCAUCCACAAAACAUGAUGACAUGGUUGAUGUGAAUUUGAAGCCAACAUCCAAUUCAUCCAACACAGACCAGCAAGGGGGAGGCUGUGCUUGCUAAAACGAUAGAGAAAACAAACCAUAUACUAUCUUAGUCAUAUUUUCUUUAUUCGAUUUGGGUUUCAUGCUUUUUUUCCUCCCCACAGAAGAAACAACAAAUUACUUGGAGAGAAUCAAAGAUGUGGAGGAAGUGUGAAGAGUUUCUUCUAUGUUGGUAUUUCUUCUUACCCUCGUUUAUUUCUUUCUUUCUGUAUACCGAUUGCAAUAGGAGAUACACUUUCUAGGAGAUACAUAUAGUUGUAGUAUCUAUAUGUGUGUGUGUUUACUUCCUUUAUAGGAAUCAUUUUUUCAUGGUCAAUUGAUAUAAGCAUUUCAAAUGCUCUUUACUUCA
Impatiens glandulifera is the source of this 1084-nucleotide messenger RNA. Its product is annotated as ras-related protein RABH1e. Gene Ontology annotation, molecular function: GTPase activity; GTP binding. The coding region runs from base 131 to 754 and encodes 207 amino acids. Lineage: Eukaryota; Viridiplantae; Streptophyta; Magnoliopsida; Ericales; Balsaminaceae. The transcript is spliced from 6 exons. The record is from RefSeq and is a predicted model, not a curated record.